UUUGUGGUGAUUGGCCCCUCGGACCCCAUUGUGGCAGUGCUGGGUGGGAACGUCACGCUGCCCUGUCAUGUGUCCCCAGUCAUGGAUGUGGAAAACAUGGAGCUGCGGUGGUUCCGCUCCAGGUUCUCAGAAGCAGUGUUCAUCUAUGAAAACCAGCAGGAACAGAAAGAAGAGCAGCUGGCUCAGUACACAGGGCGGACCUCGCUGGUGAAGGACUUCCUCAGCCAGGGGGACUGGCGGAAGGAGAAGUUCCAGGCCUUGUCUGUCACUCUGGAUCCAGCGUCUGCACAUCACCACCUUGCUGUCUCUGGUGGACAGACUAGUGUGACCUUGGAGGACACAACUGAGGACCCAGGAGAACCCUGUAGCAUCUUGGGCCAGGAGGCCAUCACAUCAGGGCGCUGUUACUGGGAAGUUGAGAUCAGGAAUGGAAACAGAAGCGAGUGGGGUCUGGGGGUCUGUAGGGGAGAUGUGGAGAGGAAAGGCUGGUACAGAGAGUGGCCAGAAGUGGGGUUCUGGGUUCUGGGAGGGUACAGAGGUAAAUUACAUGCUCUCGUCACUCAGAGUCAGGAAAUCUGUGAUGAAGUUCCCCACAGGGUGGGUGUUUUCUUGGACCUCAAAGAAGGGGAUGUCUCCUUCUAUAACAUGACUGAUGGAUCUCACCUUUUCUCAUUCCCUCUAACUUCCUCCACUGGGACUCUGUUUCCAUACUUCAUGAUUCAGUCAGGAGAUGUGUCCCUGACCAUCUGCUCUGUGGUGGGUGUGUCUACAGAGACCCCUGUGCCCCUUAACAAUCUUCCUUCUUCUUUGGAGGAAACUGUAAACCUCUCAGGGGAUGGGUUCAGCUCAGGCUCUGCUGUUGAUGGUGCUCUCCCAGGGGCCGACUCUCCAUUACUCCCCUAUGGCCCUGAGGCUAUGUGA
Molecule: messenger RNA, 921 nt
Organism: Puma concolor (puma)
Lineage: Eukaryota; Metazoa; Chordata; Mammalia; Carnivora; Felidae
Source: RefSeq, a predicted model, not a curated record